Stereum hirsutum FP-91666 SS1 is the source of this 644-nucleotide messenger RNA. RefSeq lists its product as uncharacterized. The annotation marks the transcript as partial. The transcript is spliced from 4 exons. Lineage: Eukaryota; Fungi; Basidiomycota; Agaricomycetes; Russulales; Stereaceae. The record is from RefSeq and is a predicted model, not a curated record.
CCCACUCUUGUCGAUGCGCCUCGUCCGAGCGCUGUCCACGACAAUCAGACGCGUGUAUGUUCAUUCACCGUUGACCGUGACGGGCAGCAGACUGCAGAGGGUGUUCAACAAGUACUACACCAUGGACCACCAGCCCUCUAAGUUCCAUCCCAGCCUGAACAGGGACGCCGCCUUCAUCCUCAAGUCUUUUGCAGUCGAUGAGACCACGAAGCAAUCCCGUGAAGCACUCUUGACCCGCCUGAACAAGACCAUCGGUGCUGAAUACGACGGUCGAUUCAGCGUGGAUGACUACAGCUUCCACAAAUACGGACAGGACAUCUACGGGCCUCCUCUCGAGCUGUAUAUCGUCGACACGAAGUACGAGCAUGGCCUGACGCCAGACGUAGACCUGGACGACCUCCCGCUCAUGUACGACCCGAGCUGGGUAGCCUCCCUCCUCCUACGCGCAGGCUUCAACGGCACCUUCCCAAUGCCUAACUUCCCACAUCGCGCCUCGCAGCUCUCCGCCACAGAAACAAUCACACAACCCCUCGUCCUCCCCGAUCCCGGCAUUCCCUGGCCCUCAUACCCUCCCAUCCCAUUCAAACCUCCGCACCCACCCUCCCAAAAGUCUAAAUCCAAGUCCAAAUCCUCCUCUCCCUCUU